GCUGGCUAUUUUUUUUUAUUUGUUUUGCUUUUCUUUUCUUUCCUUUUUUUUGACAACUCAUUUUGACAGGCAACUCAUACAGAGAGCUUAAUUCAGAGUUCGGCCGAGCCUCGAAAGCACUCUCGAUCAGCGGCCAACAUUCAGUUGUAUUUUCACAGCGAACGCGUGCGUGCGUACGUUAGGUGGCGCUGUGUCAAAACGAGUAACAAACCAAACAACCAACAACAAAAACAAGAUCACAACGAGUGUGCGACAAAUGUUAGUGCGAUAAGGGCUAACCCAAAGAAAUUCUCUCGAUUGGAAUAAAUUUUUUGUUUUCUUCUUCAACGCUUCUAAGUGAUAAUCAAUUAUAAAGUGAAAUAAAAAACCAAUAUAAAUAAAGUGAAUCUUUAUGUGUAAAAUCAAAAACUGGUUCUUUUACGCAGAUUUUGUUGCCACCAUUUUACUUGCAGAUGAAAUUUAGUAUUGUUGUUUUAAUAUGAAAUUACAGAGAAUUGUAUAAGCAAUACAAAAAUUAAGGUCAUUAAGCUACAUGACAAAAAAAAAUUCAUUUUUUCUUAUAAGAAAGAAAGAGGCAACAUAAUAUGUAAAACAAAACGACAAGCCAACCUGCUCUUUAAGUUAUUUAGUGAAAGUGCCAAAGUUCCCAUUAAGUGUUUUUGUUGCCGUUUUAGUUUUUUUGAGUACAACUUAUGCAGGCGUUUGCUGAAACAAGUGUUUUUUUUUUUUUGAAACAAGAAAUUUUUUUAUGAUAUGACAACGCCAAGCAACGAAAAACAAAAAAUCAACGAAAGUACACAAGCAUAAAUUGCAAAACAGCAAAAAAAUCCAUUGAAACGUUUUGGCUUAUACUUUUCGCAAAAAAAAAAAAAAAAAAUAAAAACCCACAAAAUUAACAACAUUGAAAAAUUUCUUUUGGAAAACAACCUUAGCCAUGUGAAAAUGUUAGCAAUUUUCAUAUUGCCCAAAUUUAUAUGAGUGUUAUGCUGCCUGAGAAAAUGUCUCUAUGUGCUUAUCCCCAAGUCAGAAUCUAUGAAGACUUUGAUAAAAUGAGUGCCAAAGAAGUCUAUUACAAUGAGGCCGGUAAAAAGAUAACCGUUAAGCUAUUGCAUUUUCCCGAAGUACCACCCGAAGAGAUCAACAAUAUGAAAUUCGACGAUGAAGAACAAAAACAAAUGGAGAUUAUCAAUGGCAAUAAGCCGACUGUGGACACUCCGCCUCCACCUCCCAUUCCUCCCAUCAAGACACCCAGAAAAUCCAAAAAAUCUAAAAACAAAGCUUCUCUCAAAAAUAAAGAGGAAAAAGAAGAAGAGGAUCUAAGCAAUGAAACCCCUGUUGAGGAGGAGGAUGAAGACGAGGGCGAAAAAGAAGCCGAUGAGGCCGAGGCACCUGAAAUCGUAAUCAAACACCCACCAUCGCCUCUACCCUCCAAGAAGACCUUGCGCAAAAAGACCUCCAAUAGCUCUUUGCAUGGACGCAAAGUUAGCAUGGCUUUUGCUCAGGCUCAUGGCAUGCCCAUAGUGGCCUCUACAGCUCCCUCAAAUACGGGGGCAAUACCCAAAACGCCUCCACCCACACCCACCAUUAUGAUACCGCCCAAAAGUUUAUUUGAGUCUAGUGAAACCAUAGCCUCUUUGCGUAAACACUCUUUGCUGAAUCGUCGUUCGCCCUCCCCGCAUGGUGCAAAUAACUUGUGUCCUGGUUAUGCCCAAUAUUCGCGUUCAUUUCUGGAGGUGCCGCUGCCCCGAGAUUAUGGCUAUGCCUCGAGUGAUGAUUUAAGUUCAGAAUGGGAUUCAGAUGUACAAACGCCCAGCAAUCAAGUGAAAAAGCCUUCUGGUUGGCGCAAGAUACGCAACAUUGUACAAUGGACGCCUUUCUUCCAAACGUACAAGAAACAACGUUAUCCCUGGGUCCAAUUGGCCGGCCAUCAGGGAAAUUUCAAAGCUGGUACCGAACAGGGUACUGUGCUUAAGAAAUUAUGUCCAAAGGAGGAGGAUUGCUUUCAUAUACUAAUGAAAGAUGUCUUGAGGCCAUAUGUGCCGGAGUACAAAGGCCAGGUGACCAGUGAGGAUGGAGAACUUUAUCUUCAGUUGCAAGAUCUACUCAGUGACUUCUAUCAACCCUGUGUCAUGGAUUGCAAGAUUGGAGUGCGCACUUACCUCGAAGAGGAGCUAUCCAAGGCCAAGGAGAAACCUAAAUUACGCAAGGAUAUGUAUGAGAAAAUGAUACAGAUCGAUCCUAAUGCACCCAGCGAAGAUGAGCACAAGGCCAAGGGUGUGACAAAACCACGCUAUAUGGUAUGGAGAGAGACCAUCUCUAGUACGGCCACCUUGGGAUUUCGCAUAGAAGGUAUCAAGAAAAGUGAUGGCACCAGCACUAAAGAUUUUAAAACAACAAAAUCUCGUGAGCAAAUAAAAUCAGCUUUUCGUGAAUUCAUCAGUGGGUUUCCACAUGCUAUGGCCCGCUAUCUACAACGUUUACGUGCUAUCCGUGCCACCUUGGAAUGCUCCGACUUCUUUCGCAGUCAUGAGGUCAUUGGCAGCUCCCUACUCUUUGUCCAUGAUCGCAAACAGGCCAAUGUUUGGCUUAUAGACUUUGCAAAAACCGUACAUUUGCCCGAAAAUCAUUUCAUCAAUCACAGCAGCACCUGGAAGGUGGGCAAUCAUGAGGAUGGCUAUUUGAUAGGCAUUAAUAAUCUCAUAGACAUCUAUUCGGAACUGGAAAUGGAGAUAAACACCACCUCAGAGACAUCCAAUUCGAAUUCGUUGUCACCUUCCUCGGCCUCUUCGUCGGCAUCAAUAUCGCCAAAACGUUCCAUUAGUGAAACGAAUAUGGAAGAAAGUGCUAAAGAAGAUAAAGAGACAACGGAAGUCAAAGCCGAAACUGAAAAAGCACAGCGUUGUGAUGAUAAUACAAAUAAAUUAACAGCAACAAAACAAGAGCAAGGCGAUUCUUUAGAACAGCAAGAUGAAAAAUCAACUGAUGACAAUAGUAGGCAAGAGGAAAAUAAUUAACUGAAAUCCCGACGAAAACUUGUAACUGUUUUUUUCUUGCAGUUUAGCUGUAGUUUAGCUAUGUUUUUUUUUGACUCUUAAUACACCUGAAAGCAGAAAUCUAGAGCCCAGAUAUGCAUAUAACCUAUUUAUAUACAUACAAACAUACAUACAUACAUUUAUCUUAAAACAAUUCUAAGCACUUCUUGAAGACUGAAAUGUAAUAAUUUAUUUUUUUAAUACUAUUACAUUACCAUAAUAAUAAUAGCAGUAAUAAUAAUUAUAAUAAUAUCUUUAAAAUUACUUAGCAAUAUUUUUAAUGCUGUUUAAAAAGAAAUUUCUUCUUUUUUUAAACAAAUCAUAGCUACUCACCACAUAAUCCCUUGUUUCAAGUAAAUAGUAGAUAGCGAAAUACAUAGUUGUGUUCCAUAAUAUGCAAUUAAUAUUAAUAUAUAAAUUUAAUAAUUAUUUUUAAAUAAUAAAUUAUACCAGCAUUUUUUUCAGAUUUAUUUAAAUU
Messenger RNA from Stomoxys calcitrans (stable fly), 3510 nucleotides. Its product is annotated as inositol-trisphosphate 3-kinase A. The transcript is spliced from 6 exons. Gene Ontology annotation, biological process: inositol phosphate biosynthetic process. Gene Ontology annotation, cellular component: cytoplasm; nucleus. The record is from RefSeq and is a predicted model, not a curated record. The coding region runs from base 975 to 3014 and encodes 679 amino acids. NCBI's taxonomy places the organism in Eukaryota, Metazoa, Arthropoda, Insecta, Diptera, Muscidae. Gene Ontology annotation, molecular function: inositol-1,4,5-trisphosphate 3-kinase activity; inositol tetrakisphosphate kinase activity.